UUUGCAGUGGGCAGGAGAAUGGUGUUAUUAAUUGUACACAUGUGAACUUUGUAGUUCAAAGUCCAAAUAUAUGGCUUUUAUACCAAAAUACCUCAGUUUUCACCUUGCGAUCGGGUUAAUACUACAUCUUGUGCAAGGAAACGAAGAAAUCAGUCUUGGUGUUGACUUUCAUCCAAGCAAAUAUGUAGAAAUAGCUGUACAAAAAAGUUCCUUCACUUUAAACUGUUCAGUGACUUCGACGGACAAAAAUCGUCCGCUAACAUAUAUUUGGCAUAAAGAUGGAGUACCCCUGACCUCACAGCAACGGCCAGUGAUAUUAAACAAUGGAUCUCUGUAUAUUAAAAGGAUCCGUAAAAAUAAAAAGUGGAAUGAUGAGGGGAAAUAUCAGUGUAUUGCCAGUAAUAGUAUUGGUAAAAUUUUAGCUCCUGUGAUUCUGUUAAAAAUCAGAAGCAUAGAAAAAUUUUUUACAAAAGAGCCUUCACCAUGGCAGGGAUAUUUAGGUGGUGUGGCGCGAUUUGAAUGCAAUAUCAACUCUGUACCUCCUCCGUCAUAUGUAUGGCAAAAAGAUAAAAAAAAUAUACCUCAAAAUGAUCGAUACACAACAUUCUCCUCAGGUGUUUUACAAAUCACAAACCUCAAAUAUGAAGAUGCAGGAAUGUAUCGCUGCAUUGCAUAUUCUUCCGGGUCUGUACUGGGACGUACCGAAGUUACAAGUAACUUCAAAAACAAAAACAGCAAGGAAGGACAAUUAACAGUUUUAAAUCGUAAAGAUAGGCAGGGUCCGAGGAUGCUUGCUCCACCUCAAAAUAAUACGGGUAUUAUUGGUGAAUCGACUGUAUUGGAAUGUCUGAUUGGAGGCAAACCUUUACCAGGUGUUAUUUGGACACGUAAAGAUAAACUGUCAGUAUCUGGAGUCAGAUAUGGUUCUACCAAUCUCAAGUUUGAUAAGUUAAAAGCAACUGAUGAAGGCAUUUAUAUCUGUACAUCAAAUUCUACAGCUUAUCCUAAUGUACACUCUGAAGCUGUUCUCACUGUGUUAAGUCCACCUAAGGUAGUUACUGCUCUCAAAUCCCAGAAGUGGCCUGUAGCAAGAAAUGUAAUAUUUGAUUGUGUUAUUAGCGGAGUUCCUAAACCAGACAUCAAAUGGUUUUUAAAUGGACAGCCAGUUGAUAAAACAAAUGAAAGACUAGAUGUAAGAUCAGACAAGUUGGUGGUUUUAUCUGCUGAUCCAACUCACUCAGGUUAUUAUCAGUGUGUAGGAGAAAACAGUGUAGGACAAAAUAUGUCCACAGCUUACCUGGAAAUAUUUAAAACAGAUGGUGCUCCUGAACCGCCUAAUGAUGUCAAUGGCUCUGCUGUCUCGAGUUCAGAAAUACUGUUGAAAUGGUCUCCAACAGAUAGUCAACUUCUUACUUACAUGGUUUUGUACUCGAAAGCAUUAGGACAACUUGAUACUACAUUUGUUCAAAUACCAGAAUGUAGAGUAAAAGAACUCGAUGCUCACACAAACUAUACAUUAUUUGUCAAGAGUGUCAAUAAGAUGGGUGUUAGUCCAGCUUCAAAGAGUGUUACAAUUCUUACAAAAGAAGAUGUACCUGUGGUUGCUCCAAAGAUAACUAUGUAUAGUACACAAGCUAAUAAUAUAGAGGUAUCUUGGGAUGAGUUAAAACCUGAGGAAGCCAGAGGUGUCAUUGCUAAAUAUAAGAUCUAUUUUCGUAAAACUUCUGAUUUAAUUCAGUAUGAUGAUGAAAUUGAUGGAAAUCGUAAAUCAUAUCUGAUCACAGGAUUAGAACCAGACACUGAUUAUGAAGUGCGCGUAAAGGCAGCUACUAGUGUAGGUUAUCCUGAUCUACCAGACACAAAUUGGCCCUGGGUUAAAUAUCAAACACCAGAAUAUUAUGGUGCUCACAUCCCUUUACCACCAAAACUUCGCUUUACUUUUGUCAAUUCUACCAGUGCUUCCUUUACUUGGGAACAGAAAGGUUCAGAUGAAAAUACGUCUUUUGAACUAACAUUCAGAAAUCUAAAAACUGACACAACAAUUCUGGACAAAGUUGUUCUCAAGGCACCCGAAUCGUCCUAUGUUCUUUCUAAUCUAGAGAACAAUACAGCUUAUGAGGUAACCAUGGUGGCAACAAAUGCACAAGGGUCAUCUUCUCCUGCUUCUAAGGAAUUUUCUACCUCCGACAAUGGCGUUCCAGAACCACCAGACAAUGUUGAUUCUGAGGCAAUAUCAUCUAAUACAGUGUUGUUGAGUUGGAGUUCAGGUCGUAGGGAAUAUGAUACUAUGUAUGAAGUGUGUUACUAUCCUACCAACAGUGAGAAUUCUCUGAAAUGCCAGGAAAGUGUCACCAAUAAUGCCAGAAUUACAAAUCUGAAGCCUUUCACUGAUUACAGUUUUAAAAUACGUACUAAGAUAGUCAAUCAAGACAGCAUGUUUAGCAGAAUUGUUAGUAUACAGACUAAACAAGAUGUACCCAGUGCGCCUACUAAUAUAACAUGGGAAAUAGUCUCGACUGGUAUUGUUGAGAUAAAAUGGGAUCCACCAUCAGAACCUAAUGGUGUCAUAACUUCUUACAUUAUCUUCUACAACCAUGACAAUUCACUACCAGAUAAAAAAUGGAAUAAUGUCACAAAGAAAGGUGUUAUUACAACAGCUAGAGUUGAUGAACUAACAGCAGCAUCGUAUUAUGUUAAAUUAAGUGCAUGUACUGAAGCUGGACAAGGUAACCCAUCACCAGUUAUAACAGUUUAUCCUGGAAGUUGUGUUGACGGCCAUCAUGACACUUGUAAAGAUGCUAGUAUGAUAGGAUCAUUUCUUACUAGACAAGAAGUUGGAAUUAUCAUUGGAGUUACUAUUGGGGUUCUAUGUAUAAUCAUCUGUAUACUUGUUAUUGUAUUUCGGCGAAAGUUUAAAAUGUUAUUCAGAUGUUUCUAUAACGAGGAUCAUCUAACUUUACCACCGCCAACUUACCAUGGUAACGGACAUCUUCCUAGAACUGGUAACGGUCAUGUCAACAGAAGUUCAGAACACAUACCCAUGGAUCAACAUGAUGCAGAUGCAUUUACUCCCAUGUUAACCAAACUACCAGAGAAUGAACAAUCAGACUCAAAGGGUGGAGGUAAUAUGAUAGUCACUCCAAAUGGUGUGAGAACACGAGGCUUCAAUUGUCAAAAUGGACACAUAGCCAAUGGGCAUGUACCCACGUUUCCUAGCAGCAACAAUAGUCAUCUUGAUGUCAGCAGCAAUAGAGAGCAGGAACAUCAUGGUUUGAUGGCUGCUAUGCUUGCCGCCACAGAUGGCAGUGUGACUGGAGAGGGCAGUGAAUCGGCCGCCAAUAGCAGUAGUGUGAUGGAAGGAGAUAGUGGCUCCCUAGAAGAUAUAGAUCGAAGUGUAGGAAGUGUAGGGGAGAAUUUUGGAACAGCCACUCCACAACUGGCUUCUCCAAACAGUUUAGUUGAUGGUGAUCCAUGUGUAAUAGAGGCAGCAACUCUGGCAGUUAUUACUGAUACAGGACAGCCAACACCCAACAUUUCACCUCAACACAAACAGCAUGGCUCUUUACUCAGGAACAAAUACCACCAGUCAACAUCUACCUCACCUUCUAGGGUCAACAAGGAGCUGCCACCCCCUCCUCCAGAUCCUCCUCGCUGCUCUAAUACCACCCAUCCUGACCUCACACUGAACUCUAUACCUGCCAGAGUCCAUGAGAACUCUUUGGCACCUCACCAAAUACAAACAACGGUCCGUGAUGGGAGAACCGUUUCUGCAGCUAAAAACUCUCACUCUGUUGUGUGAUUUUUAAUAAUUUUUUUUUCUUUACAAAUAUAUGAAAACGACUGACCUCAAUUAUCAUGUGCGGGUGUAGCCGGAUUAUCUUACGGCUGAUCGAAGCUGUGCUUCAAUAUGGAUAUUCACAACAAACUGAACAUGCGGGUAUUAUACAAACUCUUUUAUACUUUUCUUUUUGAUCAAUCAGCAGGAAUUUUUGUGGUCAAAAUACCUCAUUGAUUAUAUUAUAACUGACUGAAGCUAGCCAACGGAUUUCUAUCAAAAUAAGGACAUUUUGUUUUGUGGAGGCUUGAGAGGUAUCUUGUGUUGUUAUUACAAUAACAGUCUAGAAACAUAGUAAAUGAGGAUCGCAUUUUGUAUUUGGUGUGAGGUGAAGUCAAAGGUUGGAGUUGAAGCUAUGGCAGUCAAUGUUUUAAUGAUAUUGUUUACCUCAAAAUAUAAAAAGACUUAGUGUUUGGAGAGAGUGUGAGAGAGAAAGAGAGAGCUCAGGGUAGUACACCUUUGCUUACAAAAAGACAACAAUUAUGUUAUAUCUCAGUUACUGUAUUUAUAUAUAUAUAGUGACUGGACCACUUCAAUUUUCAUUUAUAUAACUGUACAGUUUCAAUAUAACUAUUAGAUUAGUUUAUUACCAGUGUAAUACUGGAGUUUGUGUACCAUAUGAUCUUUGAGGUGAAAUUAGCGUGGUGAAUAUUACAGGCAGCUUAUCCCAAUAUUUGCAGCCAAAAACUUUACAUACACCACUACAUAUAGGUGUUUCCCCGGUGAAAAAUUUCCACGUCAAUCGAACCUCAAUUUAUUUUUUUGUUUAUUCAUUGGUCUCAUUCUGUUCUUUUCACGGACAAUUAAAGUACAGUGCUGCACAUAAUUAACUUGUAUAGGCCUAUAUGCUGACAGUUAAUCAGUUGUGAAAACAAGUAUUGUACAAAAUGAUAGACACGUUAAUUUUGUAAUAUACUGAACUUGCUUUCUUUUCAAGGAAAAGGCUAGCCAUUGCAGGUUCUGCAAUGUUAUUCAUUAUCUAGUAUUGAAAUAGUCUAAACUAUGCUCAACACAAAGAAGUAGUUUUGUUUUGAUUUUGACUUCAUAGGGGUAACUGUCAUAAACAAGCAUAUGAUCGUGUUUAUAAACAGUUAAUGGUAAUUACCCUUAUGUGGCCACAGCCGGUAUCUUAUUCUGUUUAUUAAAGGGAAAUGUGUUUUAUUUCGAGUUCUGCAUUGGUGAAACUGUUUAAAAUCAGGUAAUAAAUAAAAGAAUCUGCAGCAGCUGGAUUUCCCUUGUCUCUAUUAACUUACAGUCAGUAUAUUAGAAUGAGAUCAAUGAAUGAACGUCUAGUUACUGAAUGGUUUUGUAUUUAUGUAUAGUUUGCCAUCAAUAACUGGACUUAUUUAAUACAUGUAGUAUAAACACUGUCUGUCCCUUACUCUGGGCAGCUGAUAUUAUUAUUAUUAAUCCUCUUUUAUGUCCGACUAUUCCUCUCGUAAUUUUGUCAGUAUUUAUAGUAACUAAUGACCUGAAUGCCAGGAUAACAUUUUGCCUGUUUGAUUUCCGCCCUGACUUUUCGCGUCGGGAUUGUUACCUCAGUGUCGAAUCUACCUCAGGUCACCACCCCUGAAAUCGUCUCAGGGAGUUAAAGUCACUAUUAAACUAGGGGUGGUGAUGGGGCAUGCUAAAUUCCGGGUCAUGUUGUGGUGGCUAGAUGCAACAAAACCACGACAUCAAUUAACAGUACACCCCGCCUAUGUUUUAUAAGUACCGUGUGUGUGUGUACAGUUUAUAUAUAUGUAUGAUAUAGCAGUGCUGUUGUAAAUACUCAUUGAACUUGAUAUGUUGAAGUAGAGUGAUGUAGUUAUAUUAAGGUACGUCAAGUUCAGUUGGUAUUUGACUGUAGAUGUUGUAUUGGAGCAAUCAUUUUAUAUUUUACUCUCUAGUAGACUCUCUAUAUAGCAUCAGAGCAGGGGGUGAGAAGUAGUGGGCAUUUCUUUAUAUGUUUUACAUUUACUGGUUUUCUUUAAGGUCAUUAUUAAUCGUCGUAUAUAUUAUUUUGAUGUUAUUAUCAUUAUCAGAAAGUCUAACUGUUAAAAUACCUCUUUUUUAUUAUGAAAUUGUUUGAGUUUUAACUCUAAAACUUGCCAAUACAUGUUUUCAUUAAGAAAUGAAAUUGCAAUCGUGUCAUGAUUUUUCUAAAAUGGUUUAAACCUUUAAUCAUUGAUGUUUACAAAAAUGAAAUUAGUCUAAAUCUUUAUGAGCUCAUUGCAAAUUCAACUGAUUUCUAGCAAUUGUAUAAAAAAACCUUUGAUCCUUUUUGGGUUUACACCAACUAUUAAAAUGGGUCAGUCCGUCGCCGAUCGUCUGUAACAAUUUCUGAGACACAAUAACUCUCCUUCUAAUUGAGGUAGAAUGUUCAAACUUGGUGUAGGUGUUUAUUAGGUGAAGGCCUUGACAGUGUUCGAUCAUGCAGGUUUUCCACUAAGGCUGAGCAGAGAUAAGCAAUUUGAUUGGUUAAGACUCUUUUAGAACAUGAUAACUUUGGGUCUAAUUGGGUGAAAGUGAAGAACAUAACAACUCUGCUUUUAAUUGAGGUAGAGUGUUUAAACUUGAGAAUGUCUUGACUGAGUUCAAUGAUUAACAUUUUCCACUAAAACUAAGCAAUUUCAUUGGUCAAUGCUUUGGUACAAGAUCGCUUUGAGAGAUGAAACUUAAACUACCAGGUACUCUAAAACCUUGACUUGAGUUGAUGAUGAAAAUUUUCUGCUUAGACCAUGAAUGUGCAAUUAAUUAGUAUGUGUCAUCUAUUUUGGGAUUGCGGUGGGGAACAUCAGCCUCACGUUUGGCUUGUUAUUUUUAUUAUGGGUUUCUGUAGGAAUUUUUUUUUCUUGGUCUUGUAGGCUAAGAUCUUGAUGCGUUCAGGAUGUUAUCACCUCAUAUUGUAUUAUAUAGCAUUGUUAUGUGUAUGAUAAUUAUAUUAAUGUUUUGUUAACUUAUUAUAUACCCUUAUUGAUAAGGUUAAACAGUUAAAAAUAUUAAAUAUAAAUUAUUAGUUAAUUAUUUUUAUCAUUAGCAUAUUUUGGUCUGUUGUGGAAAUUAUUUAUGAUUUUAAGUUCUUUUAACAUUUGGUUGUUGUAUUUAUGUACACAUGAUUUUAAUUAUUGUUUCAUUUUUAUUUUUUGGGGAAAGAAAUGAGUAUCUUGAAAAGAUUUAUUUAAUUUGUUCCAAAAUUUUUAUCAUUCUUUUAAGUUUGUUCUUUUUGUUUAUUUCAUGUUUUGUUAGUUAUUAUUAAAAUUUAAUCAAAAACCACAUGGACACUGUCAAAAAAAUUAAUUUGAAAAUUGAACACAUGAAUGACUUUGAAAUAAGGUUUCAGCAAAAUUUGUGCAAUUUUUCAUCACUGCUAUUUGUGUAGAUGUUUAUAUGUGAACAUUUAUUAUAGAACAAUAUCAGUUGUAGAGAAUUUUCUUAUAUUUUUCGGUGUAAUAUUUGAAUACCUCUAAACUAGAUUUUAUAUUAACAAUAUACCUCAUUUCAAUACUGGUAAACAUUGACUACAAGAUAUAAGCACAUCUUCUCUUGUAUCCAGUACAGGUACAAGUAAAUAUCCAUAGGAUAUUUUAGCUACUGGUUAUAUCUCUAUAUUCAACAAUGACUAUUUUGUAUAUUGGUUACCAUACCUCAUAUCCUUUAAAUUUUCAUUAUGUAAUUAAUUGUAUUAUUAUUUUCGAUGAUAUGUUAUAAAAAAGUCAAUCAAAACUGUUCUAAGCGUUUAAUUCAUGAGAUUUAAACAUUCUUUUUCAGAUUUCUUUAUGAAAUCAAGUUAAUCAACAGAAAUUGAAAUGUAUAUUCUAUAUAUACACAUAUAUAGCAGAAUAAACCACUUUCUAUGAUAUACAUUUAGUAAUUUUUAAUUUCAUCAAAUAUAUCAUCAUCAAUAUGCAUUUAUAUUCAUUUGUUUUCUCAUUUGUUGUAUUAAUGAAAUCAUUGCCCUGGAAUGAUAUAUAUUAUAAAUGCAUGGUGAAACCCUGCUCUGAGAAUGCUCUAGUUUCUGUAUGUUACCAUUGUAUAAUGGUAUUAUCAUUCAUGUACCUUCUGUAUCGCAUGUAAAUUUCAAAAUGGUACAUGUUCAUUUGUUUGUUAGCUAAUGUAAUUUUGUCGUCUGUCAUGUACAUUUUUUUGUCUGAUGUAUUUUCGUAACAUACUCUCGCCACCUUUGUAAGUUCUAUGGUUUAAAUAGUGUAUAAUUUGUAUAACUUAAGUAACAAUGUUCUCGGCUAAUAAUUAGAAACAUUUCAAUCAAGGCAACAAUUUAUGCAAAUUUUUAUCUACAUGUGUAUUGCCUCAAAUUUUUCGAAGGUCUAUCGGGCUCCAUUUAAUAUAUGAAUCUCUGUUAAAUUAGCGAUAUUUCGACUGGUAGCAAGGUCUGAUUUUAUGACAUAGUUUUAUUUUGUUGAUCGAUUUUAAAUUAUAUUGUUUUUCACUGUUGGCAAAGAAAGUGCUAAAGUCAUAAUGGUGACAAAAUUUUAUAUUAAAACAGAAAAAAAUAAUAUUUAGCAAGACCUUGGUUUUGCAGUAAGUCAAUAUUUAUUUUAACUUGUUGUUCUAAAGACUUUUGGUAUGAAUGUAUACAAUAUAAUGUAGAAUUUGACUGUGUUGUUUCUACUUUUAAUGUAAACACUCUGUUCAGUGAGGGAGGGGGGCUGUUUAUUCCUGUUAUAAAGAAGGAAUAUUCACAUAUUUAA
This is a messenger RNA of Patella vulgata (common limpet), 8526 nucleotides long. RefSeq names its product protogenin B. Gene Ontology annotation, cellular component: plasma membrane; axon. Bases 71 to 3799 code for a protein of 1242 amino acids. The transcript has 19 exons. Gene Ontology annotation, molecular function: protein binding. NCBI's taxonomy places the organism in Eukaryota, Metazoa, Mollusca, Gastropoda, Patellidae. Gene Ontology annotation, biological process: axon guidance; cell-cell adhesion. The record is from RefSeq and is a predicted model, not a curated record.